This is a messenger RNA of Argentina anserina (silverweed cinquefoil), 827 nucleotides long. RefSeq names its product gamma-glutamyl peptidase 3-like. The transcript has 3 exons. The record is from RefSeq and is a predicted model, not a curated record. The coding region runs from base 57 to 803 and encodes 248 amino acids. NCBI's taxonomy places the organism in Eukaryota, Viridiplantae, Streptophyta, Magnoliopsida, Rosales, Rosaceae. Gene Ontology annotation, cellular component: cytosol.
UUCAGCUACUUGAACUAAUUCGAAGGGCACGUUCUUAGCCAGCUUCUAUAUCAAGCAUGAAUGUUGAAAGAGAAAGAAGAUACGCACUUCUACUUGCAGCAAAAGAUUCCGAGUACGUAAAGAAAAUGUAUGGUGGGUACUUCAAUGUGUUUGUUGCAGCUUUUGGGGAAGAAGGAGAGAAGUGGGACUUGUUCAUGGUUGUCGACGGUGAGUUCCCGGAAAUGACUGAGCUUCAACGGUAUGAUGGGUUUGUGGUCAGUGGAAGCCCUUAUGAUGCUUAUGGCAAUGACCACUGGAUUACCGAACUCUGCUCUCUCUUGCAAAAACUGGAUUGCAUGGAGAAGAAAAUUCUUGGAAUUUGCUUCGGUCAUCAGGUAUUGUGCAAGGCAUUGGGUGGAAAAGUUGGAAAAGCUUGUACAGGGUGGGAUAUUGGACUGAGAAAGGUGAAAAUAGUGAAGGACCUGAGCGCAUUUAACUUCCUUGAUGGCGGGGAUGAAAUCCCAGCUUCCCUUUCCAUCAUAGAGUGCCACCAGGAUGAGGUUUGGGAAGUUCCUAUGGGUGCUCAAGUUCUUGGCUUCUCGGAUAAAACUGCGGUGGAGAUGUUCACCAUUGGAGGUCAUGUUCUGGGAAUUCAAGGCCAUCCAGAGUAUACUAAUGACAUCCUUUCUAAUCUCAUUGAUCGCCUUCUCAAUAACAACUCCAUUGAGAGAGAUAUUGCCGUAGAUGCAAGAUUUGGACUGCAAAAGGCCGAGCCGAAUAGGUUGUGUUGGGAGAAAAUUUGCAGGAAUUUUCUUAAAGGAUAAUAGAUUCAUCAUCAAGUUAAUUAU